This is a messenger RNA of Corticium candelabrum, 2408 nucleotides long. Its product is annotated as interferon-induced GTP-binding protein Mx3-like. The record is from RefSeq and is a predicted model, not a curated record. The transcript is spliced from 8 exons. NCBI's taxonomy places the organism in Eukaryota, Metazoa, Porifera, Homoscleromorpha, Homosclerophorida, Plakinidae. Gene Ontology annotation, cellular component: cytoplasm; microtubule; membrane. The coding region runs from base 82 to 2193 and encodes 703 amino acids. Gene Ontology annotation, molecular function: microtubule binding; GTPase activity; GTP binding.
ACGUCACAUGCACUGAUCUUGUCGUUGUUAGAUCUUUCGGCUGUUUGAGACCUCUUUAGAGCGCCACGCGUACGGUAUCCGAUGAGCAACGAAUCUAGAAAGAGAAAGAGAACCAUUCGGACUGAACACCAGAACGACUCUCCGUGCAAGAAAAACAGCCAAUUGUCUCGUUUAACUUUUGCAGAAGCGUACGAUAAAUCUGUUCGCCCCUACAUCGAUCUUGUCGACAGUCUUCGUAGCAGCGGUGUUGACCAGGACGUUAGUCUUCCUUCUGUAGUCGUCAUCGGAGAUCAAAGCACAGGCAAAAGCUCAGUACUUGAAGCAAUUUCGGGUGUUCAGUUACCGCGGGGAACAGGAAUAGUUACGAGAUGUGCCUUAGAACUACGACUGAAGAAGAAUAGACGCCAGAAUGCUAGCGAUCAGUGGAGUGGGCGACUGAGAUAUGUUACUAAAUCCGGAAAAGAAACAGUUAACUUGACAAGUCCAGAAGAGGUGGAAAACGCUGUUCAACGUGCACAAAACGCUCUUGCAGGUGCUGGUAAAGGAGUCAGUGAGGACGGUAAAAUUGAGCUCGAAGUCUGCUCACCUCACGUUCCUGACCUUACCCUCAUUGACCUUCCUGGGAUCACGCGAGUUGCUAUUGAAGGACAGCCCAAAAACAUCGCAGACAAGAUCAAGCGUCUCAUCAAGAAACAUAUUAUUAAAGGAGAAACUAUCAUUCUUUGUGUCAUUCCAUGUACCAGCGACAUCACUACGUCUGAGGCUUUGGUGUUUUCCCAAGAAGUGGAUCCCAAAGGUGACAGAACCCUUGGUGUCCUAACACGGGCUGAUCAAACUGGACAAGGAGAAGAAAAAGCAAUCAUGGAUAUCUUGCAGCAGAGAAGUGAUGUAAAAUUGAAACUAGGCUGUACAGUCGUGAAAUGUCGAAGCCAGAAAGACAUUGAGAACAAAAUGUCUCUAGCUGAAGCUCUAGAAGCAGAGAGGGAGUUCUUUCAAGAGCACGAGGUGUUCUGCAAACUGGAGGCCGACAAAAUGGGGAUUAAAGAAUUGUCACUGAAACUAACACGACAACUGGUUGAGCACAUACAAGCUUGCCUUCCCAACCUACUGGUUGAUGUAGGAAAAGCUCUCACACAAACUACAGCAAAUCUGGAUCGACUUGGAUCACCCCUUCCCAGCAAUAAAACCGAAUUUCUCGUAGAAGCUUUACUUCAGUAUGGAAAGACACUAGGCGCUGUGGUUAAAGGUGACUGUAUGGCGCAGAAAGAGUUGAAUGAUGAUCAUAUUUUUAAAGAUGUAAGAAGCUGCUUUCACGAGUUUGGAAAGAAAAUUCAUUCUCUGUGUCCAGAUGAAGAUUGUCUAGAAGACAUCAAAAAGCAGAUUAAAGAGAAAAGAGGCAGAGAGUUGCCAGGAUUUGAGAACUACGGAGUAUUUGAAGCAGUAGCAUUUGGAUGUGUGAAUACCUUUAAAGAGCCAGCUUUGGAAUGUUUGCAGAAUGUAAAGCAAUUGAUUGAGAAAGCAUAUGUUAGACUUGCUGCUGACCAGUUCGAGAGAUUUCCCACUUUGAAACGGAAUGUCAUAGGUCAAGUAGGGAGUCAGUUCCAAAAAAGAUGCAAUGCAGCAGCAGAAGCAAUUGAGACAAUGAUGAGUAUGGAAGACUGGAUCUAUACCAGAGAUUCAGUAUAUCAAAACGUAAUGACUGAUGUUUCCUCUGAAGGCGCAGCAGUUGACAGACAACCGGUCCCUAGCUUGCAUCCUACAAUUACAUCUACAACCAGAUUUCUCGGUGGUGAAGUUGACAAUCCAGUCACUGAUGAGUCUACUGAACGGGCUGCAAAACAGCUUCUUCAAAAACUUAAAGGCUAUUUUAGGAUCGUGAGUCUUCGUCUUGGAGAUCAUAUUCCAAUGGCUAUCAUGUUGCACUUAUUAACCAACUUUGUGAAAGAUGUUGAAACAAGACUGAUUAGUAAGCUCGUUGGAUUUGAUGGAAAGAGACAAAAGACAUCAAAUGACGAAGACAUCAGUAGUAAUGGACCGAACUCUGACAGAGAAGAAGAUGCUCUCACCAUUGACAUGCUUGUUUGUGAAGAUGUGAACGUUGCAUUGAAGCGCAAAACGCUCAAGCAAAAGAAACAACGGUUGCUGGAUGCACAGAAAGAGUUAAAGACAUUUACAGUCAAGCGAAAGAAGUAACACGUUCAGAAUUAGCUCACCAAUAGAUUAUGAACACACAUAGAGAUAGUGUCCUUCACUAUUUUGUGUUUCAUUGCAGAAUCCAUACAUUGAAUUUUGCAGUUUGAUCAUAAUUAUACACACUUCACUAUUAGCCAUUCCUAAACAAGCUGCUCAAGUCCAUGAAUUGUAAAACCCGAUAGCUCUCAACUGCACUGAAUAUUAUUAAAAGUAGA